AAAGACAAACACUUCCGGUAAAGAUUGCUGAGUGUCAAAACACGAGAAUAACGUAUGGUUCAAUGGAUCGUGACUAGGCUAUUUGUUACACGCAUAAUUUAAAGGUGGAAUCGAAGAGCCUUUGUGUUUCGAGGCAUUUUUAAGAAUCUACUGGAGGUUAGCUUUAUUGUAUGUCAUCACUGCGGACUCUGUUGCGACCCGUUAGCGACCUGAAAGCGCUGCUUGUCGGUGUGAAUCGGCCCAGCCUCUGUCAGGGGUACACAAGGAGCAGGUUUGCCUCCACAAUGUUUAAAAAUGAGCAUGUGAAAUCGUUGGUAGAAGAUGGUGACAUUGUUAAAUCCGGUCAGGAUAAGCGAUGCUAUCGGGGCCUGCAGCUGGCUAAUGGGAUGAGGGUGAUGUUAGUCAGUGACCCAGAAACAGACAAGUCUUCAGCAGCAAUUGAUGUCAAUGUUGGUUAUAUGUCUGACCCCAGGGAAAUUCCUGGACUAGCACACUUCUGUGAACAUAUGCUCUUCCUGGGCACAGAAAAGUACCCGGAAGAGAAUGAAUAUCAGAAGUUUUUAAGUGAGCGGGGUAGUGCCAAUGCGUUUACAUCAUCAGAAAACACAAACUUUUACUUUGAUGUGACCCCUGAUAACCUAAGUGGAGCAUUGGAUAGAUUUGCUCAGUUUUUCUUGGCACCUUGUUUCACUCCCAGUGCAACAGAAAGGGAAGUCAGUGCUGUUAAUUCUGAAAAUGACAAAAACUUACAGAAUGACCCCUGGCGCCUUUACCAGUUAGAGCGCGCCACAAGUGACCCAAAGCAUGAUUACAGUAAAUUUGGCACAGGAAAUAAAUAUUCUUUGGAAACAAGGCCAAAAGAGAAAGGUUUAGAUGUCAGAGAAGAACUCUUGAAAUUCCAUUCUUCUAACUACUCCUCCAAUUUAAUGGCCUUAACUGUGAUAGGCAAAGAAUCUGUUGACGAGUUAGCUGAGAUGGUCAUUCCUUUGUUCUCUGGUGUUGUAAACAAGAACUUGAAGGUGCCUGAGUGGUUAGAUCAUCCUUAUGGACCAGAACAACUCAAGUUGAAGGCCUCUGUUGUGCCUGUGAAGGACAUUAGAAACCUGAAUAUCCACUGGCCCAUUCCUGACCUCCAGCCUUACCACAAGUCCAGUCCAGGUCAUUAUCUGGGGCACCUGAUAGGACAUGAGGGACCAGGAAGCCUUCUGUCAGAGCUCAAAUCCAGAGGCUGGGUGAAUACCUUAGUUGGAGGGCAGAAGAAAGGGGCUAAAGGCUUCAUGCUCUUCAUGUUGUUUGUGGACCUCACAGAAGAAGGGCUUGAACAUGUAGAUGACAUAGUGACACUAGUUUUCCAAUACAUAAAUAUGCUGAGAAAAGAGGGUCCCCAAGAGUGGGUGUUCAGAGAGUGUCAGGACCUAAAUGCUAUGAAGUUCAGGUUCAAGGACAAAGAAAAGCCACGAUCUUAUGCGACGCUUCUGUCAGGUCUGCUACAGGAAUUUGAAAUCUCAGAAGUCCUGUCUGGCCCUUAUCUGCUGGAAGAAUUCCGUCCUGACCUCAUUGACAUGGUUCUGGAUAAACUGACGCCUGACAACAGCAGGAUUGCAGUUGUUGCCAAAAGUUUUGAGGGAAAAACUGAUCUAAAGGAGGAGUGGUAUGGAACAGAUUACAAAGUUGAGAAGAUCCCAGAAUCUGUAUUGCAGGGAUGGAAAAAUUGUGGUUUCCAUGAAAACCUCAAACUACCUCCCAAGAAUGAGUUCAUUCCCACAAACUUUGAUCUUGCACCAAGAGUGAAAUCAGAGGGCAAUCUUCCGGAAAUUGUCAAGGAUGAUGGAAUGUCACGGCUGUGGUUCAAGCAAGAUGAUAAGUUCCUCCUGCCUAAAGCCUGCAUGAGUUUUGAAUUCACCAGCCCGUUUGCGUACAUGGACCCAGUUCACACCAGCUUGACCUACUUGUUUGUGGAGUUGGUGAAGGAUGAACUGAAUGAGUAUGCCUACGCUGCUGAGUUGGCUGGUUUACACUAUGGCCUGAGCAGCACCACAUACGGCAUGUUUCUGCAAAUUGCUGGGUACAGUGACAAACAGCACGUCCUUCUGAAGAAACUGAUGGAGAAGAUAACAAAGUUUGAGGUUGAACGCAAAAGAUUUGAUAUCUUGAAGGAAUUGUAUGCUAGAAGCCUGCGGAAUUUCCAUGCUGAACAGCCUCAUCAACAUGCUGUCUACUACACCACAGUGCUCAUGUCAGAACUGAAGUGGACCAAUCAGGAGUUACAGGACUGUAUAGAUGAGGUGACGUUUGAGAAUCUGAAGGCUUUCAUUCCACGCUUGUUGUCAAAACUCUAUGUUGAGGCUCUGGUCUACGGCAAUGCCACUAAACAGCAUGCUGUGGAGAUGUUGGGAAUUGUGGAGGGCGUGCUUAAGGAGACAUGUCAUACUAAACCCCUGGUACCCAGCCAGUACAAGAGAUUCAGAGAAGUACAGCUUCCUGAUGGUUGUUACUAUGUGUACAAGAAGACAAACACAGUACACAGCAGCUCCUGUAUAGAGAUCUACUACCAGUGUGGACUACAAGAUACUAACAGUAACGUCUUACUGGAGCUCUUCUGCCAGGUGAUUGGGGAGCCGUGUUUUACAGUGCUCAGGACUAAGGAGCAGUUGGGGUACAUUGUGUUCAGUGGUCUGCGUCGCCACAGUGGUGUCCAGGGCUUACGUGUCAUCAUCCAAUCAGAUCGCGAGCCAGCAUACCUGGAGAGUCGAGUGGAAGCUUUCCUGCACAGUAUGGAGACGUGUCUGCAGGAAAUGAAUGAUCAGGAGUUUGAGCGUCAUGUCAAAGCUCUGGCAGCCAAAAGAAAUGAACUGCCCAAGAAAAUGUCUGAGCAGAAUGGCAGGUUGUGGUCAGAGAUCCUCUCACAACAGUACAACUUUGACAGAGAUAACAUUGAAGUGGCACAUCUGAUGACGUUGACGAAGGACGACUUGUACAAAUUUUAUAAGGAGAAUUUAGCCCAUGAUGCACCGAAAAGACAUAAGUUGUCCAUCCACGUCCUGUCAACAGCGCCUCAAGAAAUUAAACAAGAGGACACAACUCUGUCAGCACAGAAUGUUCAAGAUGGUCUACUCCCAGUGCCUUCCCUUUGUGAGCCAUGUAUAAUCACAGAUGAGCAUGCAUUUAAGAGAGAGCUGGGACUGUAUCCACUGGCCAAGCCAUUCAUCGACAUCAAAGCAAAGUCCAAACUGUAAUGAGACCGAAAUACAAUGAGGAAGCUGAUUGGUCAACUUGAUCUCACCUGAAUGGUCGGCGUGGUCUCCUCAGGGUGGAGUAAACAAGAUUUGGCAGGAAACAACUGACAGAAUAACUGGCCUUCUUACAAUGCCCUUACGGCAGACAUUCAUGGUUGUAUUGCACGUGUGUAGCAUUUCCUCUUUAGAAAGAGAGAUAGGCAUUUUAAGCUAAUAAGGUACAUUGAUUUGGCAGAAGCCAGAGCACAAGGUAGAGAGUGCAUAAAUCAGUGCCAAAAUUAUAGAAAAUUUUUAAUGUAUGUAGUCUAAUUCAAAAUGUGUUCAUAGCUGUUAAAUUACAUGUAAGAAUUUUAGAACGUUUCUUAAAAUCCCCUAAUACAGAUUGCUGAGCAGUAGAGAGACCUAAGCCUCAUAUUGCAGAAAUAUUUUGGCAAGUUUUCUGGCCUGUAGAAAAUUUAGAGAGGCAGACUGUCUCCGUAAAUGAAUUUAAUUUAAUGAUUAUAUGUAUGCAGAUCUGUAACUUUAUCAAAAUUCAAGGGUAGGCCUA
This is a messenger RNA of Liolophura sinensis, 3783 nucleotides long. RefSeq names its product insulin-degrading enzyme-like. Gene Ontology annotation, biological process: peptide catabolic process. The record is from RefSeq and is a predicted model, not a curated record. Gene Ontology annotation, molecular function: metal ion binding; metalloendopeptidase activity. NCBI's taxonomy places the organism in Eukaryota, Metazoa, Mollusca, Polyplacophora, Chitonida, Chitonidae. Gene Ontology annotation, cellular component: cytosol; mitochondrion.